UUAUUUAUUUCUGUAUUCUUUUCAGUAUACAUUUCUUUACACAUUUCUGCCUCAUUAUGCAAAUGAGGGAGCUGUCACUCAACGUGUGUCAUGGGGUCAGGGUGCAUGACUAUAUGUUAGCUAGCUACACGGUGUCUGCUUCUGCUUAUCAACUAUAGUGAUGAGCACACUGGCUGUGUAAUGCUGUGUAGGUUUCAUCCUGUCUGAACACCAAGUUCAAACCAAUACGGUGGAAACAAAGUGGUGGAAACAGGUAUCAGGUGAUACAGAAUGUGCCUUAUCAUCAUUAUUGUGCAUUGUCUGCACUGAACAUGGCCAGUGGGUCUCCAUUUUCUCUGGUGUCACCUUUCUGCACGACACAGGGAGAACAAAGACACUUGUUUUUCCACGGUGACACCGCUAGAGGGAGCACCGGAUCCACAGCCUCCUCCCUAAUACUCUCUGACAUGAGAGCACACACAUGGACAUACUGUAUGCUACUGGAUUAGGCAGCACACAGAAAGAUUACAGCAUCACAUGGUGGCCCCUCCAAAUGGUGCCUGCCAGUAACCUACUUCCCCCCCUCUGAGCUAUCCCGUCAUUCAUUCAGAGUGGGCGUAGGUUCACGCAGCAGCAGCAGCAGCUCAGCAGCAUCAUCACAAAGGUUCAGCUCCUCCCUGCUGCAUCCUGGAGAGACGGGAGACAAGGGAGGGAGGGAGAGGAUCAGGGUCAGAUGAACUCCUGUCUGAGUGACGAAGGCAGUGUGUGCAAAUGAAGAGGAGAGUGUGUGUGCAUGUGUGUGAGAGAGGACGAAUCAGGAAGAGCUAGAGACAGUUGGAAGGGAGGUAGGGGAGGGGUGGUUGAGAGUGUGUUAGUGUGAGGGAGACAGGGAGGAAAUCCAGGCAGCAGGAGGAAGGGGACAUAAAGGGAGGAAAGAAAAGGGGGGCAGGAGGAAAAAGACAAGACAAGGGGACCCAGAUUAAGAGGGAAGAUGGCUGAGCCGGAGCUGAAAUCACGGAGCAGCCGGGAGAGCGUUGCCAAGGCGGCGAGCCAGGAGAAGAUUGGGGAUCCAGACCAAGAUGGUCUGAUUGUAGAGCAGCCGGCGUCUCCAUCUAACCCCAUGAUCCCUGCUUCCACCGCCACAAGCCCUGCUACCGACUCGCCUGCCAAAGGGGAGAAGAUCGUGCUCAAACGCAGCAUCACCCUCUUCAACGGCGUGGGGAUGAUCAUCGGCACCAUCAUCGGCUCUGGCAUUUUCGUCACUCCGACAGGCGUGGUCAAGGAAACCGGCUCUGCUGGGCUCUCCCUGAUCGUCUGGUCUGCCUGCGGAGUGAUCUCCACCAUGGGCGCCCUUUGCUAUGCCGAGCUGGGCACAACCAUUACCAAGUCGGGGGGAGACUACACGUACAUCCUGGAGAUUUACGGCGAACUGGCGGCUUUUCUGAAGCUGUGGGUGGAGAUGCUCAUCAUCCGGCCGUCAUCGCAGUAUGUGGUGUCGCUGGUGUUUGCCACCUACCUCCUGAAACCUCUCUACCCAAACUGCACCGUGCCCGACAGUGCAGCCAAGCUCAUUGCCUGCUUGUGUCUUACCUCCCUGACGUUUGUAAACUGCAUCAGCGUGAGAGCGGCCACCAAGGUGCAGGACUUGUUCACGGCCUCCAAAUUGUUCGCCCUGAUCAUCAUCAUCCUCUUUGGCUUCAUCCAGAUUUCCACAGGUGAUGUGCCGUACCUGACACCAGAAAAGUCGUUUGAAGGCAGCAAAUGGGGAGUGGACAACAUAGUGUUGGCUCUGUACAGUGGACUCUUUGCUUUUGGAGGCUGGAAUUACCUGAAUUACGUGACCGAGGAGAUGAUCAAUCCAGAGAGGAACCUGCCCUUGUCCAUCAUCAUAUCCAUGCCGAUAGUGACGGUGGUGUACGUUCUGACCAAUCUGGCUUACUUCACCACCAUCUCUCCUGAAGAAAUGGUUGCGUCUGAGGCCGUUGCCGUGAGUUUUGGGGAGUACCAUCUUGGCGUGAUGGCCUGGCUGAUUCCUGUCUUUGUGGGACUGUCCUGCUUUGGAGCCGUCAACGGAUCCCUGUUCACCUCAGCGAGGUUGUUCUACGCUGGAGCUCGAGAGGGUCAACUCCCUGCUCCUCUGGGUUUGGUCCACACAGACCUCUUCACACCGGUGCCAUCCCUAAUCUUCACAUGUUUGCUGUCCAUGAUGUACGCCAUCUCUAAUGACAUCUUCUCCGUCAUCAAUCUCUUCAGCUUCUUCACCUGGCUGUGUGUUGGUAUGGCCAUCGCUGGCCUGAUCUGGCUGCGCUUUACCAAGCCCGACCUCAGAAGGCCCAUUAAGGUGUAUCUGUUCAUCCCCGUGACGUUCGUUCUGGGCUGCGUAUUCAUGAUCGUCGUGUCCUUCUGGGCCGCUCCGUUUGAGUGCCUGGUAGGCAGCGGCAUUAUUCUCACAGGCAUCCCGGCGUACCUACUGGGCUACAAGUGGAAGAAGCCCCAUGUGAUCCAGAAGAUGCUGGAAAUCUUCACCAUGUUCUGUCAGAAGAUCUUCAUGUCUGUUCCUGAGGAGAAGGAUCGAAGCGAGGCGGCUGAAUGAAGCGGGACAGACUGAACGACACGAAGGACUGAGUCAAUGUUUUCGUCUUGAUAUGUUUACAUUCAUUCACUUGUGAUUUGGCUAAAAAAACUAACCAGGCAGGUAACAGAUUGGUUGGGGCGGCUUGUGUACAAAGUAUGAAGGCACUACUGAGAGAGGAUUUGACAUUUUCCACUGCUUUUAUUCCACAUUUGACAAUUACAUCUCCUUCAAUGCUAGAACAUGCUCACAUGUUGCGUGUUCAGGUAAUGGAGAGUCAUGCUCUGAUCUUAAAAUGGGUCGUGUUUAGAAGGUAACCCACGAGUUGGGAAACUCUCGCGAGAUGGUCAAGGUUAGGCAUUGACCUUGAAUAAUUAGGUUGCGUCCAAAAUCGCAUACUACGCACUAUGUACCCAAUACGUGCACUAUUGUUCAACAUACUUUGUGUGAAUAAACAGUAGUAUGCAUCUUUUCAGACACACUGAGCAGUAAUUUACGUCGUCACUUCCUGAGAGCUUCCUCGCUGGUUGGAGACGUGUAACCAUGGUAACCUGUACCAACCUCAUGUGACCAAAACAACAAUUUGUGAGAAAGUCUGAGUUCAUUUCUAAUAAAUAUUACGCUUAGCAAAGUUAAACUUAUUCUUACAGUUAAAUUGAAGCGUUAUUGACGUUACAGAGCUGUCCGUCAACGUCUGCUAUGAACGUUGUCGUCACUACCGCAUUGCAUUGUGGAAUAUUUAUGCUGCCGUAGUGUCCAGCGUUAC
Molecule: messenger RNA, 3317 nt
Organism: Sebastes umbrosus (honeycomb rockfish)
Lineage: Eukaryota; Metazoa; Chordata; Actinopteri; Perciformes; Sebastidae
Product: large neutral amino acids transporter small subunit 1-like
Exons: 11
Coding region: 971-2572 (533 amino acids)
Biological process (GO): neutral amino acid transport; amino acid transmembrane transport
Cellular component (GO): membrane
Molecular function (GO): L-amino acid transmembrane transporter activity; neutral L-amino acid transmembrane transporter activity
Source: RefSeq, a predicted model, not a curated record